CUCCCCCUCCCCUUCUCUCCCCUCCUCCUUGGGCUGAGGACAGCCUGACUGCAUUGGAGAAAACAUGCGCGUUCCGAGCCCUGCCAUGCGCGUUCGGAACCCUGCCACGCGGAUUUCUCGGCUCGGCGCUGGACAUCCUUCCUCUGGGGCGCGGAGCGCGCCAUGGGCGGCGUCAGAGCCGCCGCCAGGGUUAUCCAGUGCCGGUCCAAGAGCUCCGCGCGGAGCUCCGAAAGUUCGUGUGUUGUGCCGUUUUCCUCCUUCCACCAAUCGGCGUCCGCGUCGUGCCGGCCAGCUCGCCGUGUGCCACGGCCAUCUGCUCGGCGCUGGGGCCCCGCUCGGCGCUGGCGCUGACGUCGGCGAACCUCUCGGGGAGCACCUCGCCCCUGCAGGUCGCCGACUUCGCCGACCUCGUCGAGGGCCUCGACCUCGUGCUGGACGGGGGCGAGAUCCCCGCGGGGUCGAGGGCGGGCUCGACGGUGGUGCUGCUGGGUCGGCCAGGCGAGUUCGCCAUCGCACGGGACGGCGUCGCCGGGGGCCGGGAGCGAGCCACCGCGGCGGCCGAGGCCGCGGGGCUCCGGCUCGCCGGGGCGGCGGGGCCGCCAGCGGCCGCGAACGCCCCGGCGCAGGGCGCCUCCCCAGGGGCCGGCCGGCCUCGUUCGAGGUCGCGAGACGGGGCGCCUGGUAAGCCCGAGUGAGGAGGGCGGCGGGUGUCCCUCCUGGCUUGACCUCUCCUGGUCCUCCUCCCUCGCCCCCUCCCCCUCCCUGCUCCUCCCCUCUCUCCCCCUCUCCUCGUUCUCCUGCCCUCCUCCUCCCCUCCUC
Prorocentrum cordatum is the source of this 819-nucleotide messenger RNA. The record is from the annotation of a GenBank genome assembly. Lineage: Eukaryota; Dinophyceae; Prorocentrales; Prorocentraceae.